This is a messenger RNA of Diceros bicornis minor, 4656 nucleotides long. Its product is annotated as ABC-type organic anion transporter ABCA8-like. The record is from RefSeq and is a predicted model, not a curated record. NCBI's taxonomy places the organism in Eukaryota, Metazoa, Chordata, Mammalia, Perissodactyla, Rhinocerotidae. Gene Ontology annotation, biological process: transmembrane transport; lipid transport. Gene Ontology annotation, cellular component: mitochondrial inner membrane; intracellular membrane-bounded organelle. Gene Ontology annotation, molecular function: ABC-type transporter activity; ATP binding; ATP hydrolysis activity.
AUGAGUAAGAGAGAGAGAAGUGUGUGUCAACAAACGUGGGCCUUAUUAUGCAAGAACUGUAUUUAAAAAUGGAGAAUGAAAAGGGACCCCCUACUGGAAUGGUUAAACUCAUUGUUCCUACUACUCUGUUUGUACCUGUACCCUAAUAAUCAUCAAGUUAAUGACUUUUCUUCACUGCCUACCAUGGACCUGGGACAGGUAGAUUCAUUUAGUGAACCUAAAUUUGCUGUUGUAUACACACCUGUCACCAAUACAACCCAACAGAUAAUGAAUAAAGUAGCUUCAGCCUCCUUCAUGAAAGGUGAAGAAGUCUUGGGACUGUCCGAUGAAGAAACUAUUAAUAAAGCCACAGUAGAUUAUCCUAAGGAGAUAGUAAGAGUCAUCUUUACUAACACAUUCUCAUAUCAUUUGAAAUUCUUGCUGGGACACAGAAUCCCAACAAGGAAGGAACACAGGGACCAUACAGCUCAUUGUUAUGAAAUGAAUGAAGACAUUGACUGUGGAAUCUCAGAAUUCUGGAAGAAAGGUUUUGUGGCUCUUCAAGUUGCCAUUAAUGCUGCUAUUAUAGAGUGAAUCACAACAAAUCACUCAGUGAUGGAGAAACUGAUGUCAGUUACUGGAAAAAAUAUGAAGAUAUAUCCCUUCAUUCGUCAAGGAGGAGUCAGGACUGAUUUCUUCAUUUUCUUCUGCAUUAUUUCCUUUUCCCCAUUCACUUACUAUGCAUCUGUUAACGUUACAAGAGAGAGAAAAAGGAUGAAGGGCAUGAUGACAAUGAUAGGUCUUCAAGAUUCAGCAUUCUGGCUUUCCUGGGGUUUGCUCUAUGCUGGUUUCAUCUUCUUUAUGGCCCUUUUCUUGGCACUUACUGUAAAAUAUGUCCAAUUUGUCAUCCUGACUGGCUUCAUGGUGGUCUUCACCCUCUUUCUCCUUUAUGGAUUGUCUUUGAUGGCUUUGGCUUUUCUAAUGAACGUCUUGGUAAAGAAAUGUUUCCUCACUGGUCUGGUGGUGUUCCUUCUCACUGUCUUUUGGGGGAGUCUGGGAUUCACAGCAUUGUACAGGCACCUUCCCGCAUCCUUGGAGUGGAUUUUAAGUCUUCUUAGCCCCUUUACCUUCACGCUUGGAAUGGCCCAGCUUUUACACUUGGACUAUGAUUUGAAAUCUAAUGCAUUUCCUGAUCCAUCAGACUGCUCAAAUCUAAUAAUAGCAACAAAUUUCAUGUUGGCUUUUGAUAUUUUCCUGUAUCUGGUACUGCCGAUCUAUUUUGACAAAAUUUUGCCAAAUGACCUCCUGGGCAUCCCAGGAGGGGAGCAGCAUGAGCAGAGCCAUGGGGCCGGCCCCAAAAUAGAAGCUUUGAAAGAUCUGGUAUUUGAUGUAUAUGAAGGCCAAAUCACUGCAAUACUUGGUCACAGUGGAGCUGGAAAAUCAACACAGUUAAACAUUCUCAGUGGGUUAUCUGUUCCCACCAAAAGUUCAGUCACCAUCUAUAAUAAUAAACUUUCAGAAACGGCUGACCUAGAAAAUAUCAGCAAGCUCACUGGAGUUUGUCCACAAUCCAAUGUGCAUUUUGACUUCCUCACCAUGAGAGGAAAUCUCAGGCUGUUUGCUAAAAUAAAAGGGAUUCAGCCACGUGAAAUGGAUAAAGAGAUCCAAAGAGUUUUUCUGGAAUUGGAAAUGCAAAAUAUUCAGGACAUCCUUGUUCAAAACUUAAGUGGUGGACAGAAAGGAAAACUAACCUUUGGAAUUGCCAUUUUAGGAGAUCCUCACAUUUUCCUAUUGGAUGAACCAACUGCUGGAUUGGAUCCUUUUUCAAGACACCAAGUUUGGAGCCUCCUGAAGGAGCAGAAAAUAGACUGUGUGAUCCUCUUCAGUAUCCAGUUCAUGGAUGAGGUUGACAUCUUGGCUGAUAGGAAAGUGUUUCUCUCCAAGGGGAAAGUGAAGUGUGCAGGCUCUUCUCUGUUUCUAAAGAAGAAAUGGGGGAUUGGAUACCACUUAAGUUUGCAGUUGAAUGAAAUCUGUGUUCAGGAAAACAUAACAUCACUUGAUAAACAACGCAUUGCUGAUGCCAAAUUAUCGGCAGAAAGUGAAGGAAAACUUGUCUAUACAUUGCCCCUAGAAAGAACAAAUAAGUUUCUAGAACUUUAUCAGGAUCUUGAUAGCUGCCCUGGCCUGGGAAUGGAGAGUUAUGGUGUUUCAAUGACAACAAUGAAUGAGGUGUUCCUGAAACUAGAAGGAAAAUCAGCUAUUGAUGAAUCAGAUAUUGCUAUUUUGGGAGAAGCACAAGUAAAAAGGGCUGGAGACAACAGGCUUGUUGAGAUUGAACAAGUUCUCUCUUCACUUAAUGAGAUGAGAAAGACAAUAGGGGGCAUGGCUCUCUGGAGACAGAAAAUCUGCACAAUUGCAAGGGUUCACUUAUUAAAGUUAAAGCAUGAAAGAAAAGCUCUUUUAUCACUGCUAUUGAUUCUAGGAGUUGGAUUUUGCCCUCUUCUUUUGGAGUAUACCAUGGUGAAAAUAAAUCAAAACAGUUACAUGUGGGAACUUUCUCCUCAUUUAUACUUCCUUGCUCCUGGACAACAACGACGUGAUCCUCUCUCUCAAUUAUUAAUCAUCAAUAAAACAGGAGCAAGCAUUGAUAACUUUAUACAUCCUGUGGAGCAUCAGAACAUAGCUUUGGAAGUGGAUGCAUUUGGAACUAGAAAUGGCACUGAUGACCCAUCUUACAAUGGAGCUAUCACAGAGUCUGGUAAUGGAAAGAAUUACAGCUUUUCAUUAGCAUGCAAUACCAAAAGACUGAAUUCCUUUCCAGUUCUUAUGGAUAUUGUUAGUAAUGCGCUACUUGGAAUGGUUAAUGCAUCAGCACAUAUCCAAACUGACAGAAGUACAUUUUUGGAGGAGGACCAGGGCAACCCAUUUGAAUUCCUAUGACAUUCUAUGUUCCGGUUGGUUUUGUCAUCCUGUUGUGCUCCUUGUAUUGCCAUGAGCAGCAUUGACGAUUAUAAGAGCAAAGCUUGGUCCCAGCUAUGGAUUUCGGGGCUCUUCUCUUCUGCUUACUGGUUUGGACAGGCGCUGGUGGAUGUUCCAAUGUACUCCUUGAUCUUCCUUUUUAUGUAUCUAAUGGACUACGCUUUAAACCUCCAAGACACUGUAUUUAAAAUUGUAAAUCAGAUUAUACAAGUCCCAUGUGCUGUUGGUUAUGCCACAUCACUUGUCUUCUUGACAUACAUGAUUUCGUUCAUUUUCCGCAAGGGGAGAAAAAAUAGUGGCAUUUGGUCUUUUUGCUUCUGUAUUGUAAGUGUGUUUCUUGUGACUAUUUAUUUUGUAUAUUUGAUAUACAAUUCUGACCUAAUGGCAUUGUAUGGCAUUACCUUUUUAAUAUCACAAGCCACAUUAAUUGGCUGUGUGUUCUUAUCUUUUCACCCUUUCCUUCAUUUUAUCAUCUUUCUUUUUAUUCUUCGAGGGCUGGAAUGGAAGUUUGGAAAGAAAUCAAUGAGAAAGGAUCCCUUCUUUAGAAUUUCUCCAAGAAGUAGCGAUGUGUGUCAAAAUCCAGAAGAGCCAGACGGGGAGAAUGAAGAUGUUCAGAUGGAAAGAGUGAGAACAGCAAAUGCCUUGAAUUCCACAAACUUGGACCAGAAACCAGUCAUUAUUGCCAGCUGUCUACGUAAGGAGUACGCAGGGAAAAGGAAACGCUGCUUUUCCAAGAGGAAGAAGAAAAUAGCCACAAGAAAUGUCUCUUUCUGUGUUAGAAAAGGUGAGGUUUUAGGAUUAUUAGGACACAAUGGAGCUGGUAAAAGUACAUCCAUUAAAGUGAUAACUGGAGACACAAAACCAACUGCUGGACAGGUGCGACUCAAAGGGAGCAGCGGAGGGGACGCCCUGGGGUUCCUGGGGUACUGUCCUCAGGGGAACGCGCUGUGGCCCAACCCAACGGUGAAGGAGCACCUGGAGGUGUUCGCCGCCGUGAAAGGGCUGAGCAAGGGGGACGCCGCGGAUCACAGGUUGGUGGAUGCGCUCGCGCUGCAGGACCAGCUGACGCUCCGGGUGAAGGCCUCAUAGGAGGGAAUGAAGAGGAAGCUGCGCUUCGCGCUGAGCAUCCUGGGAAACGCGUGGGUGGUGCUUCUGGACUAGCCGUCCACGGGGAUGAACCCCGAGGGGCAGAAGCAAGUGUGGCAGGCGAUCCUGGCCACCUUUAGAAACACGGAGAGGGGCGCCCUCCUGACCACUCAUUACAUGGCAGAGGCUGAGGCCGUGUGUGACCGGGUGGCCAUCACGGUGUCCGGAAGGCUGAGAUGUAUCGGUUCCAUCCAACACUUGAAAAGCAAAUUUGGGAAGGAGUACCUGCUGGAGAUGAAGGUGAAGACCCUGGAACAAGGGGAGGCCCUCCAUAGAGAAAUUCUACAGCUUUUCCCCCAGGCUGCUCGGCAGGAAGGGUACUCAUCUCUGAUGGUCUAUAAAUUGCCAGUGAAAGAUGUACGACCUUUGGCCCAAGCUUUCCUCAAAUUAGAGAGGGUUAAACAGAGCUUCAACCUGGAGGAGUACAGCCUCUCACAGUCCACCCUGGAGCAGGUUUUCCUGAAGCUCUCCAAGGAGCAGGAGCUGGAGCACUGUGACGAGGAACUUCCCGCCUCAGUGAAGUGGAAGCUCCUCCUGCAGGAAGAACCUUGA